Cryptotermes secundus is the source of this 1216-nucleotide messenger RNA. RefSeq names its product nuclear migration protein nudC. The transcript has 4 exons. Lineage: Eukaryota; Metazoa; Arthropoda; Insecta; Blattodea; Kalotermitidae. Gene Ontology annotation, cellular component: cytoplasm. Bases 29 to 508 code for a protein of 159 amino acids. The record is from RefSeq and is a predicted model, not a curated record. Gene Ontology annotation, biological process: protein folding.
UAUGCCUCUGAGUUCCUUGAAGUAGUGUAUGCAUAAAAGGCUCUAUAGAGUGUAUAAGCUCAGAGUACCAGUCCAUGUGAGCUUCACAGUAAGGCCUCGGGACCUGAUAGUGGACUUUCAUAAGAGGCAUCUUAAAUGUGGAGUGAAGGGACAGCCUCUUAUCAUUGAUGGAGAACUUCAUAGUGAUAUAAAACUAGAGGAGUCUACGUGGGUUUUGGAAGAUGGAAAAACUGUUUUCAUCACAUUAGAAAAGGUGAACAAAAUGGAGUGGUGGAGUCGGCUUGUGCAGACCGAUCCUGAAAUAAGUACCCAGAAAAUCAACCCAGAACCCUCAAAACUGUCAGAUCUGGAUGGUGAGACACGUGGCCUUGUUGAGAAGAUGAUGUAUGAUCAAAGGCAGAGGGAACUUGGUCUCCCUACUUCAGAUGAGCAGAAGAAGCAGGACAUCAUUAAAAAGUUUAUGGAGCAGCAUCCUGAAAUGGACUUCUCAAAAUGUAAGUUUAACUGAUUAAAUGACAGAUGACAGUGCAUGAAGUUGCAGGCUUUCCAGACUGAAUGUUGGUGAAGACAUGUUGAACUAUAAAUAUUACUGUAACUGGAAGAUAUUGAAGAUGAACAGUUUGUUCAGUGGUAUAACAGUGUUACUUAAUUUUCCUUCAUUUGUCAAUCACAGUUGUUAAUACUUUCAAUAUAGAGAAAAUUUUGUUCAAAAUAUGUAAAGCCAGGUUUUUUGGUCUACAUAGAUGGUGUUACUGUGCAGAGAAAAGGUGUGAGCUGGUCAUUUCAUGACCAGUUGUAAUGCCUGAGACAAGAAAAUGUUUUCCAUAUGAAUUUCAUAUUGUCAGAUAUAGCCCAUUGCACAUUUCAAACUGUAAUCCUGCAAAAGAACAACUGAAGAGACAUGUUUAUGAAUUGGCAAUGCACAGUUGUUUUACACUGUUGAAAGCUGUACUGUGAAGCACGCAAAUGCCACUUAAAAAAAAAAAAGUAUUUCCCAGAUAUUUAUCACAUUUGAAGGAAAAUGCAUUAUUGAUUUCCAUAAUUGAUUAUUCCUAAUCUCUGUGUUGUCAGUUUUAAAAAUAUGUUGAAUAAUGUAUCUGAUAUUCUUUGGCAUUAGCUGAAAUUUGGUUAAUGCUUUCCAUGAAUAAAUUUGCUGAUGUAAUUAUUGCCAAAUAAGAUACUAUGAAAAUUAAAUGUAAUUCUUUCUUAUGCAGAU